Darwinula stevensoni is the source of this 6065-nucleotide messenger RNA. Lineage: Eukaryota; Metazoa; Arthropoda; Ostracoda; Podocopida; Darwinulidae. The record is from the annotation of a GenBank genome assembly.
CAUGUUUAAUCUGCAAGGAUCUGGACCUAGGGCUUAAAGCUCUGUGUAAUGAUGGCUCAGGCCUAGUCCUGUCCAGAAGACUGAUGCCUGAUGGCCUUGACUCAUCCAUGUGGACAGGGUGUUGAGGCUUCCUUGGAUUGACAAACUUCAAAAGCUAGGGCCCAUCCUGCAUGCUAUAACUGCAGGCCUUAGCUUAAGUGUGGGCUUACCAUUUAGGAUUUUUGACAAUGGUUGAGGAUCAGCGAACAUUUGGAUAUACUCCUGGUGAGAAUGCUGAAGAAGUUCUUCCAACGAAACUCCUCAGACUCAAAGUCGUUGCAGGCCAUCACCUUGCCAAAAAGGAUAUCUUUGGAGCAAGUGAUCCCUAUGUGCGGAUUGAUCUCAUGAAUGCAGAGAAUGAUAGCACUGUCGAUUCUGUGUCAACAAAGACAAAGCGACGAACCCUGAACCCCAAGUGGGAUGAGGAGUUCAUCUUUCGAGUGUCACCAACAGAGCAUAAGUUGGUGCUCCAAGUGUUUGAUGAGAACCGCUUGACUCGAGAUGAUUUUCUUGGUAUGAUUGACUUGCCUCUGGUCAACAUCCCAAAGGAGCGAGAGGGACGGACCAUUCCUCAUAAGUAUUAUCUCCUCCGACCACGCAGUGCUAGAUCAAAGGUAAAGGGCCACCUUCAGGUAUACCAUGGAUAUCUUCCAAGCACCACUGAAGAAAGAGAGGAAAAUCGUGUUGAUACUGCUGCUGAGCCUGGUUGGGAAAUGGUUGAUUCCCCCGAAGGAAGCUCUGAAUCCCAGGGUCAAGUGGAAAUCCCUGCAGAGCCUAGUGAAGUCCCAAGUGUGUCCAUAUCUCAGCCACCUCUCCCUAGCGGCUGGGAAGAAAGGCAGGAUGCUAAUGGUCGAACAUAUUAUGUGAAUCAUGUGGCACGUACAACACAGUGGGAGAGGCCCUCUGAGGGGAGUGGAGGUGAUGAACUGGGGGAGCUGCCAUCUGGCUGGAGUCGUCAGCUUGCUCCCAAUGGAAGGACAUUCUUCAUUGAUCAUAACAAAAAGAAGACAACCUGGGUUGAUCCACGAACUGGUCGAGCAUCCCCACUCCCCAAUCAGGCCAAUGUCCCACAAAAGAGAUCCUUGGAAGACAGUCUGGGUCCACUGCCUGAGGGCUGGGAGGAACGUGUUCACAGUGAUGGUCGCAUCUUCUUCAUUGAUCAUAAUUAUCAUUUGGGCAAACAGUCUCAUGCAUCUUCAGAGGAGAUUCUUAAUCUUUGGAAACAAGGAAAAAACCAGACAGGAGGAAAGAGGAAAAAAGAGGACCAGUCAUCCAAGCCUCCGGAAGGAUGCAAGAAGUUUCAGAUUCGGAUGGGAAAUAAUGGUUCAUUGAAUCACAAUCUCCUAUCUUCAAAUCCCAUGACAAGUGUACUCAUCAUUCUCACCACUUGGGAGAAUGACCACUACAAGUAUACUCAUCAUACCCAGUUAACAGUGUGGGAAGUGUGGUUUGAGCUUCUCACAUGUCGAAAGGCUGAAGACACAUUUGGCAAAACAUCAGGAGAAGCCAGUGAGGAGAGAAACUUUGUAUGUAACCUGUGUGAGAAGAGGUUCAAGACCAAGGGCCACCGUGACAUUCAUAUAAGAGGAUUUCAUGGAAAAGGAGAUUUGCCUCACCAGUGUGAAGUGUGUGGAAAAUGCUUCCUCUGGAAGGGGAAAUUGGAACGACACAAGAUAGUCCACAUGGAGUCCUUUGGCCAUCAAUGCUCCAAAUGUCCAAAAAAAUUCAGAACUGAGGAAGCUCUUCAUCAGCAUUCUAAGGAACAUGAGGUGAAGAAGCCAUAUGGAUGUUCCAAGUGCAGCAUGACAUUCUCAACUAAGAAGAAGCAACGAGUGCAUGAGAAUAGACACUCCACCAUGUUCCAAUGUGGAGAGUGUCUCUUAUUUUGGAGUCAGGAAGCUCAGCUUAGUAAACAUGAACAGAAACAUGCCCAGCAACGCAAGAAAGGAAUUUCUUUUAAGUGUACUGUUUGUGGGAAGUUACUAACUGCAAGAGAGAGUCUUAUCUCGCACAUGAAAACUCAGCAUAACAAGGAGACUCCUCCAGAUGUCAGAGGGAAGGCAAAGGAAGAGGAAAGCUUCAGUGGAUGUGGAGGCACUGAAGAUGCUGGGUCAUCUGAUGUGGGGACAAACAGCAAGGCCCCCUGUCCCAAUCGAAUUAUGGAAGGAGGACGAUCUAAGGACCUCUUUCUGCAGCUUCUACAAGAGGUUGAACUAUACAAGGUCCAGCAGUCAUCUCUGAAAGAGAGGCUGUCUGGUGUCAUCCAGGAGAAUGAGAAAUUAGCAAGGGAGCUGAAGCAACAUUUGGAACAGGAAGUGUCUUCCAUCCAGCAGACUUCCAUCAGUGAUUACGAUCAUAUAUCUCAGUUGGAGGAGCGGAUUCACAUCUUAGAACAGGAACGAGACAGGGCCCUGGAGCUGUGGGAGAUAGCACUUGGGCAUAUCCAACAGCUUGAUUCUCAUUUAGAGACCCUUGCUGAAUCCUCAAAGGAUGAAGUGCUUGAUCAUCACAUCAAGGAGAUUGAGAAAGAGUAUGCAUCUGCAAUAAAAGGAUUGAAGAAGGAGCAAGUAACAAUCAAGGCUGUGUUUGCAGAGAAGACAGAAGCUUUAGAGAAAUAUGUGGUUACUAUCAAUGACCUAGAGACAAAAAUAAGGCAUCUGAAGGAUACUAUUGUGGAGAAAGACCAGGCUCUCCUUGACUGGAUACAGAAAGAGAAUGAUUUACAGGUGGGACUCCAGGAAAGAAGUCAAGAAGCUGCCAAGCUGAAGGUGCAAUUGAUUGACUUUGAAAGUGCAGUUGAAUCUCUGAAAAACGAGAAUGCCCAGCUCCGAGCAACUAUUGCCAUGUAUGAGUCUAGGAUGAAAGAACACAAUGAGAGAGAAGCAGAAGCAAGUGAAUGUGUGAAGCAGAGUGUGGAGACAGCAGAGAAAGCCCUCUUUGAAAAAGAUUGUGCAGUUGCAAGGGAGAAAGAAGCUCUAAAGGAGGUGAGUAGACUGGAGCAAGCAUUACGAGAAGUGAUCGACGAGGCUGGUGAUCAGGCUUGGAAGCAUGUUGAUGUCAUCAAGGCCAAGUAUAACAAAAAUUUGGCUCAACUUGGCAAGGACCUUAAGCAAUUGAAAAUGGAAAAAGCUGAUAGUGAGGCUCAAUUUGAGAGAGUCAAUCGAGAGAAAAAAAGUAUAGAAGAGGAACUGACCCGAGUGUCUCGCUUUGCCAAAGAUACAGAAGAAUCAGCCCUGCAACAGCUUCAAGCAGUCCAGCAACAGCUGAAUGAAGUUGAAAGGAGGUACCGUGAAUUGGAGCUUGAGAAGGAGGAGGAGAAUCAGCGAAUGAAGAGAUGGGAAAGAGAGAAAGAUGGGGAUUUGGAAAGAGCUCAGCUGAAGAUCUGUGCCCUAGAGGAGAGAAUUCGAGGAGUGGAAACAGAUUGGGAAGCAGGGAAUUCAGAGAAACUUAAACUUGUUGAUCAAGUGGCCACUCUUCAGGAUAGAAUCAGAGAUGGGGACAAGAGGUUGAAGGAAACGGAGCGGAAACUUUUCAUGCAAGCAAGACUAAAAGAGGAAGAAUGGAGGAACAAGGUGAAUCACCUGGAUGGUCGUCUCAUGGGCCUGGAAAAGAUUCAUCAUGAGUGCACAUCUGAACUGAGGGAUCUUCUCGAGGAGCAACAGAGAAUCACCAUCAGGUGGAAGGAUGAGGCUGAGAGCAUGAGGCAGAGGUAUGAAGAAAAGCUGAAGGAAAGUAAGGAGGAAGUGAAAGCCCUGAGAAAUAAAAAUUCUUCCUUGCUAGCAGAGUACAAGGCUUUACAGAUCCAGUGUCAAGAACUCAAAAAGGAACUUGAGCUUAACCUUCUCCGGCUGUUGUUGGGAGAAUCAUGUCUUGAAUACAAGAGCACACAACCUGGUCAGCGACAGGUAUCUGGAGUGAGUUCUUGGCUUCUCAACAUGGGCGUUGUUCAUGCAAAGGAACUGAUUAUGGAUGACAUGAAAGAGAAAACAGUGGUGUCAAUAGAAGGCAUCAAGGCAAGAGUUGACAAGAUUCAUGUGAAUGGGCUGCAGAGGACCAAAGAUGACAUUGUCCUGGAAAGUGUUGACCCAUUGUUCAAGGCUUGCAGCUUCAAAGAGGUGCUGAUUGAAGCAUUGGAGGUUCGAUCUAGGCUUCUUGAACUUGGAUGUUUUCGAGAUGUCUCCAUAUUCAUUGACACUUCCUCUGGACAGUAUUCAACUCCUGAUGGCCUUGAGGUUGUGACAUUCCAUGUACUCGAGUUGUCACGCUUGACUGGAGGUGUCAAUACCAUGGUUGGGAACAAUGAAGGAUCUGUGGGAAUUGGGUGCAGAAUGCCUAAUGUUCUUGGGCGUGGAGAACGGGUCUCAUUUGACUACAAUUAUGGAACAAAGAAAAGUUCCCACUAUGCUGGUACUCUUUCUCGUCCUCUUCACCGAUGGAGAGGAGCAGGGUAUACAUACACUUUCCUCUUCUUUCUAAGGGAAGGAAAUGGAAUGCAUAACCAUUUUGUGUGCACUUUUCGUAGGGUACAGAGUGGCCUGUAUUCUCACCUGGUUGAUCAGCCAUGGUCAAGCUAUAAAAUUCAUUCUCUGGGAACUUAUGCCCAAGUCUCCCUUGAGACUAAGCAGGUGAUGCAUCAAAUGAAGUGGGAAGGGGUUUGGAGAGAACUGAGUAGCCUGAGUCAAAAAACAAGUCUUCCUGUCAGAGAACAAAGUGGUCAUAGCCUGAAAAGUAGUCUGAUAUUGAGUCACUCAUUUGACACCAGGGAUUCUCGAAUUCUUCCAUCCACUGGCUCUCUAUUUUCCUUGUCCAAUGAAUUUGCUGGACUGGGAGGAGAUGUGAGCUUUUUCAAGCAAGAAGCCGAGCUCCAGCUGAACACUCCUCUCCCCUUCAAUUGUAUCUUACAAGGGUGCUUCAAUGUUGGAGGGAUGAAGAGGAUAGGGAAAAAGCGCAUUGCCAUCUGUGAUCGAUUUUACCUUGGAGGCCCUCUUAACCUCAGGGGUUUUCAGAUGAAUGGAGUUGGGCCUCAUUCUGGUGAGAGUGCUCUUGGAGCUGAGGGCUUCUGGGCUCUUGGCAUUCACCUGUAUUCCCCCUUGCCUGGCUUGGGAAACCGGGGAAUCUCUCGGGUUCUCAACACUCACUGCUUUGUCAAUGCUGCUCAAGCAUUAUGGGAGGGAUUGAAGUUGAAUGAGGUCAUGAGGAAGCGAGGCCGAGCAUCCUUGGGUGUGGGACUUGUUCUUCGAAUGGGUGAAGUAGCAAGGCUUGAGCUCAACUAUUGUGUUCCCUUAGCCUGGCAAAAAGAUGAUCGUUUAGACCAUGGGUUUCAGUUUGGCAUUGGUCUGCUGUUCUUUGAAUUGGGCUGCAUCAAGGGAAGCUUGGAGUUGCUGAAUCUGAAGGAGAUUCUGUUGUCUCUCAGCCUCAAGCUUCUUGUUGUUGUUGCUGCUGUCUUUGUUGCACCAUGGUGUACUGAUUUUGCUGAGGGAAAACAGGGCCUUGUUGCUGCAUCACUCCUUGUGGGUUCAUUGUCAUUCGAACUGUUCCUUGCCACUGUUGUGUCUGCUGCUGUUGUGGAGGCUGUAGUUGUGACUGUGGUUGAGUUGGUUAAAAGUGAAUGCAUUGAUUUCUCAAACCAGAAAUACCUCAAUGUCAUUAUCAAACAGGGACAAGAAGUACUGCACAGUACUGUCACAUAUGUUAAGAAGCUGGAUUCAUCCAUAGAGCAGGCUCACUCUGCAUUCAAGGCAGCUGUCAGGGAUGAUCUGCCCUUUCUGAACCUAAGAUGGAAUUUGGAAGACAACCAGGAAAAAGCUUGCAGCGAAUUGGACAGAGAAGCUGCUCAAGAUAGGAGAGGCCCCGAAGUUCCCUGUUGCCUCCACGAGGAAGAUGACAUCGGCCACUUCCGGGACACUGCUUAUGACCAUUAUCACAUCAAGAUAAUAAAAUCAAGUCCAAUAUCACAGGUAUUGGCUACAAGUCGUAGCGAAGCUUACGGUAUCAUUGGCUCGAUGAAUAUUCUCAAUGAGUACUAA